GGUUUUAGCCUCAAGCACCUAGCAUGUUGUGUAACUCCCUCAAGGAACACUUCCUUGUGCUGGAUCAAAACUGCCCACCUAUCUGUGAGGUGCUUCAUCCCUGCAGUGGAAGCGAGGAGGAAGAAAGGUGAACACCUUUUCUCAAGCACUUGUGCUCUCCUCUGCCAGAAUCACUCAGAAUGCUUCCCGGGUGUAUAUUCUUGAUGAUUUUACUCAUUCUUCAGGUUAAAGAAAAGGUCAUCCUUGGAGUAGAGGGUCAACAACUGGUUCAUCCUAAAAAGCUUCCUCUGAUGCAGAAGCGAGAUAUUGGACACACCCAUGAUGAUGACAUAGAGGAAACAUAUGAAGAAGAAUUGAUGUAUGAAAUAAAACUAAAUAGAAAAACCUUAGUCCUUCAUCUUCUAAGAUCCAGGGAGUUCCUAGGCUCCAAUUACAGUGAAACAUUCUACUCCAUGAAAGGAGAAGCGUUCACCAGGCAUCUUCAGAUCAUGGAUCACUGUUUUUACCAAGGAUCCAUAGUACAUGAAUAUGAUUCAGCUGCCAGUAUCAGUACGUGUAAUGGUCUAAGGGGAUUCUUCAGAGUAAAUGACCAAAGAUACCUCAUUGAACCAGUGAAAUACUCAGAUGAGGGAGAACAUUUGGUGUUCAAAUAUAACCCGAGGGUGCCGUAUGUUGCUAAUUAUUCCUGUACAGAGCUUAAUUUUACCAGGAAAACUGUUCCAGGCGAUACUGAAUCUGAAGGAGACCCCAAAAUGAAAGCUAUCCAUAAUGAAAAGUACAUUGAAUUGUUCAUUGUUGCUGAUGAUACUGUGUAUCGCAGGAAUAGUCAUCCUCACAAUAAACUAAGGAACCGAAUUUGGGGAAUGGUCAAUUUUGUCAACAUGAUUUAUAAAACCUUAAACAUCCAUGUGACGUUGGUUGGCAUUGAAAUAUGGACACAUGAAGAUAAAAUAGAACUACAUUCAAAUAUAGAAACUACCUUAUUGCGUUUUUCAUCUUGGCAAGAAAGGAUCCUUAAAACAAGGAAGGAUUUUGAUCAUGUUGUAUUACUCAGUGGGAAGUGGAUUUACACACAUGUGCAAGGAAUUUCUUAUCCAGCGGGUAUGUGCCUGCCCUAUUAUUCGACCAGUAUCAUUAAGGAUCUUCUGCCUGACACAAACAUAAUUGCAAACAGAAUGGCACAUCAACUGGGGCAUAACCUUGGGAUGCAGCAUGAUGAGUUCCCAUGCACCUGUCCUUCAGGAAAAUGCGUGAUGGACAGUGAUGGAAGCAUUCCUGCACUGAAAUUCAGUAAAUGCAGCCAAAACCAAUACCACCAGUACCUGAAGGAUUAUAAGCCAACAUGCAUGCUCAACAUUCCAUUUCCUUGCAAUUUCGAUGAUUUCCAAUUUUGUGGAAACAAGAAGUUGGAUGAGGGUGAAGAGUGUGACUGUGGCCCUCCUCAGGAGUGUACCAAUCCUUGCUGUGAUGCACACACAUGUGUUUUGAAGCCAGGAUUUACUUGUGCAGAAGGAGAAUGCUGUGAAUCUUGUCAGAUAAAAAAAGCAGGGUCCAUAUGCAGACCAGCAGAAGAUGAAUGUGAUUUUCCUGAGAUGUGCACUGGCCACUCGCCUGCAUGUCCUAAGGACCAGUUCAGAGUUAAUGGAUUUCCUUGCAAGAACUCAGAAGGCUACUGCUUCAUGGGGAAAUGUCCCACUCGUAGGGAUCAGUGCUCUGAAUUAUUUGAUGAUGAGGCAACAGAGAGUCAUGAUAUCUGCUACAAGAUGAAUACAAAAGGAAAUAAAUUUGGGUACUGCAAAAACAAGGAAAACAGAUUUCUUCCCUGUGAGGAGAAAGAUGUCAGAUGUGGAAAGAUCUACUGCACUGGAGGGGAGCUUUCCUAUCUCCUUGGAGAAGACAAGACCUAUCACCUUAAGGAUCCCCAGCAAAAUGCUACUGUCAAAUGCAAAACCAUUUUUUUGUACCGUGAUUCUACAGACAUUGGCCUGGUGGCGUCAGGAACAAAAUGCGGAGAUGGAAUGGUGUGCAACAAUGGUGAAUGUCUAAACAUGGAAAAGGUCUAUAACUCAACCAAUUGCCCCUCUCAGUGCCAUGAAAAUCCUAUGGAUGACCAUGGACUCCAGUGCCACUGUGAGGAAGGACAGGCAACUGUAGCCUGGGAAGAAACCUUAAAUGUUACCAAUGUUGCCAUCUUGACUGUUGUGCUUGUCCUGGUUAUUGUCGGUAUCGGAGUUCUCAUACUAUUAAUUCGUUACCAAAAAUGUAUCAAGUUGAAGCAAGUUCAGAGCCCACCUAUAGAAACCCUGGGAGUGGAGAAUAAAGGAUACUUUGGUGAUGAGCAGCAGAUGAGGACUGAGCCAAUCCUGCCAGAAAUUCAUUUCCUAAAUCAGAGAACUCCAGAAUGCUUGGAAAGCCUGCCCACCAGUUUUUCAAGUCCCCACUACAUCACACUGAAACCUGCAAGUAAAGAUUCAAGAGGAAUCGCAGAUCCCAAUCAAAGUGCCAAGUGGUAG
Molecule: messenger RNA, 2513 nt
Organism: Mandrillus leucophaeus (drill)
Lineage: Eukaryota; Metazoa; Chordata; Mammalia; Primates; Cercopithecidae
Gene: ADAM7
Product: ADAM metallopeptidase domain 7
Exons: 22
Coding region: 180-2513 (777 amino acids)
Biological process (GO): proteolysis
Cellular component (GO): plasma membrane
Molecular function (GO): metalloendopeptidase activity
Source: RefSeq, a predicted model, not a curated record